AUGAGUUUUAAAAAAUCUGCCGCGAAAGAUCGGUUUCCUCUUGGCGAAUUGGCUCAAGAACGAAAAAAGUUGAGAGAAGAUUGUGUUGCAAAAAAUGCUACGAUUGUUCAGUUAAGAAAUGACCUAAAACAAGUCGAUAAAGAUAUAGAGAGAACAACAAAAAGGGUAUGUAGUAAACAAAUGUAGUGUAUUUAUAAUUAAAUGUCAAGGCGUCGAUGAAUGACAUUUGCACAAACCCAAGAAGCACAUGAAUUUUUAUUUAGUAUUUAUUACUAUUCAUUAAGUAUUUUACUCUUACAUUUACUGGACUAUGUUAGCCAAGAUAGACGAUAGUCCCUUGAGAAUAAUGGGUUUAAAUGCACCCCAAGCAGAAUUGGGCUAUUACAUUUAAUAUCCGUACCCCCCCUGUCGAGGACCUCAUUUUCCAAGGGGGAAAUUAGUCAUUUUUUCCAGAGGGGUAAUUGGGAAAAAUGGAAGAAAAAUGCUCUUUCCAGAGGGGUUAAAAAGCAAAAAUGCACUUCCAGAGGGGGUUCAAGUCUCUUCCAGAGGGGUCAAUUACACAGAUUUUCUUGCAUUCCAGAGGGGUAAAAGUCCCCAAAAGCAGAGGUCCUCGACAGGGGGGGUUUGGUUUUUUAAUGUAAUAGCCCAUUAUUAAUAUCCCCCAUGGCAUGUCUUGUUAAUAUUUGUUACCAUUAUUAAAACAGAAAUAUGCCCUACUAUAUUUAAUGCCAUAUUAUCAUAUCUAAUGCUAACAAAGGGAGACUCUUAGGCUUUAUCUGAUUUGUAAUCAAAGGCGAUAUCACUUUAUACCUGAUAGGUCACACCCACCCUGCCUGAAAGUUGUAAUAAGAUUGUCUCACUAUUUAGUGAAGAUAUCAGGCCCGGUCUAUUCAGUGCAUCUUUGCAGACACAGGACAAAUAAAUAAGUUACUACUUUGCAUUCCUAUGUAUGGUACUAAAUGAUACUAACUGUUACAGCUUAAGCGUCGUAAAGAAAAGCUUACAUCACUACUUGAGAAUGAUGACGAAACUGGAACAAGGUUACCAUCCAAGAGAAAGAUGACAUUUCGACAAAAGACUCCCUCAGAGGUAAAUGUAGAGAAUUCAGAUACCUUUCAAGCCUCCUUAUCUGAGACGUCAAGUCGAAGAAGACAGAAGGAAACUUUGAAUGCAUGCAAAGAAAUACAUGGUGAUCAGAAAGGUAAAAAGUCAUCAGCCCUUGCUGGAAUGUGGGUAACAUUGGUAAACAAAUCAUCAACUGAUACACUUAAAGAUUUUCUUUCAAAUUCUGAAACAGUGAAUAAAAAGAUUAUGCCUUCAAUAGUAAAAUCGGAGACAGAACUGUAUCAAAGUGGUAAUGAUAAUAUUUGCCGUAGCCUCAAAAUUCUGUAUGAGGGAGGUCUUUUGACGAAAGAAAAGUACAAGUCUGUAUGUAGAAAUAUUUUAGCCAUUGUACCAAAUUCUAGCAAU
Messenger RNA from Paramuricea clavata, 1470 nucleotides. The record is from the annotation of a GenBank genome assembly. NCBI's taxonomy places the organism in Eukaryota, Metazoa, Cnidaria, Anthozoa, Malacalcyonacea, Plexauridae.